AUGAAUUGCUCUCCUUCUUUUGACAGUGUCUUUGGGCCUGCAGUGGCAUUAUGCCGUAGGCAUUUUGACUUUACCAUCCCUUUUGAGGAAAGUAUGCUUUCUAUUCUGCCCUCGAGCAUCUUUUUGAUAGUAGGAUGCUUAAAUCUUAGGAGAAAUAUCCACAGACCACGGAAGUCUGAGAUCAAUUGGUUGUAUUUCUCGAAGCUGCUACUCAUAGCUGUCUGCUUCGUACUAGAAGUUGCUUUAUUAGUAGAAUACUGUCGCCCUGAUGCUUUUAAAACGCGGUGCACAGUAGCUGCUACAAUUAUAUCCGUAGUCGUUGUUCUUGUCAUGAUAGCCCUCUCCCACGCAGAGCACACGACAUCCGUCAAGCCCUCGGUAAUUCUAACUACCUAUCUCUUUAUUAGCGUUAUCUUGGAUGCAGUUCGCAUCAGAACCUUGUGGCUCUCUAUGCAGAAGACUGAGAUUUCGAUCCUAUUCACAACCACCACUGGGGUCAAACUCGCUAUUCUCAUAUUGGAAAAUAUACCAAAAACACUUAUUCCAACGUCGGUGGAUAAAGGCAUAUCUCCAGAAGAACUGAGUGGAAUCUUCGGUCUCUCUCUUUUCACAUGGAUUCUGCCUAUCAUGAAACUUGGAUUUCGAAAAACACUCGCAAUUGAUGACCUUUAUGUUAUCGAUGGAGAAAUGGCCUCUGAGUAUUUGGGGCAUAAAACUCAACGAGAAUGGAAUAGAGUGGCUGCUCAGAAGGGGACAUUGAUCUGGAUUAUUUCCAAGACCUUGAAAACGUCAAUCUUUGUGCCAGUUAUCCCACGACUUUUCUUGACUGGAUUCACAUUCUCCCAGCCAUUUCUCGUCAAUAGGAUGAUCAGAUAUCUACAAAAUGAUCAUGAAGAGAAUCUGUCUACUGGUUACGGACUGCUUGGAGCAUACGCGCUAGUAUACAUUGGAAGUGCAAUUGCAACUGGUUGGUAUCAGCACCUCACCAACAGAUGGAUCAUCAUGACCAGGGGCAGUCUGAUCACUCUCAUCUAUAAUAAGACUUUAACAAUGAGUAGCACUGAAGACGAGCGACUCAGUAUGUCUCUCAUGAGUAACGAUGUCCAGAGGAUCAUAGCAGGUCUAAGGCCCCUCCAUGAGACUUGGGCAUGCACACUGGAGGCAGGCCUAGCUAUUUGGUUGCUUGAAUUGCAAAUCCGUUGGGCUACCGUCGGUGUUGUCGUGGUAUUUUUAAGUUUGUCUUGCCCAUCUUACAUAGGCGAGCGGCAGCGAGUUUGGAUACAGGCUAGCCAGAAACGAGUGAAUGCGACUGCCAACAUGCUGGGAUUGAUCAAAGAAAUCAAGAUGUUAGGUCUAGAGUCUCGCUUUCGAAGCAUUCUGGAGUCUUUCAGAGACCAUGAAUUGAAGGUAUCAAAGGCUUAUAGACAUCUAACGUUGAUGUCUAUCGUUCUUUCUUACUCUACCUCAAUCUUAUCACCUAUUGUGGUCUUCGCCAUCUAUACAACAAUCGCGAAUAGAGAUCACGAGCCUCUAGAUACAUCUAGAAUGUUUACAACGUUGACUCUGAUCAGUCUGCUUGGAACUCCUCUUAUUACUUUGUUCCAAUCUCUUCCAUCCUUGCGUUCAGCGUUAUCUUGCUUUCAGAGGAUACAAGUAUUUGUUGAAUGCGCACCUCGUGACGAUUAUAGGGUACUCAUUCAACCUGGCAAUUCAAGCUGCAGCAUCUUAGUAUCUCAUGAGAAGUCUAGCGAUAUUGCUUCGACUUUCGUGUCGGCGAAUCCUAGUACAGAUGCAAUUGUGAUCCAUGAUGCGAGUUUUGCUUGGCUUCAAGGAAAAGUUGCCAUUCUGCGCAACAUCAGUCUGAGGGUUGCCCAUGGCAAGCUACUGAUGGUUGUCGGCCCAGUGGGAAGUGGAAAAUCCCUUCUCAUGAAAGCAAUGCUCGGUGAAGUGGCAAUUCUAAAAGGUUGCAUAAGUUUGUCGGAUCAAAUCGGAUAUUGUGAUCCAACUCCCUGGCUGAGAAAUACAAGCGUGCGGCAAAACAUCAUUGCAGCAUUGCCCUUUGAUGAAGCAUGGUAUUCCACUGUGCUUCAUGCUUGUGCGAUAGAUAAGGAUAUUGAAAGAUUUGCUAAUGGUGACUUACAUGCUGUUGGCAGCGGAGGGAUAAAUUUGAGCGGCGGGCAAAAGCAACGGAUCGUCUUAGCACGCGCGAUAUACGCCAGACGGAGGCUACUGAUAUUAGAUGAUGUCUUCAGUGGCAUUGACAUGGAGACAGAGGGGCUCAUCUUUCAUCGUCUUUGGGGAUCUAAUGGUCUUCUUCGACGACUACAAGCGACAGUUGUCUUGGCAACUCACGCUACACAUAGACUUCGGUAUUCGGACCAGAUCUUUGUUUUAAGCACCGAGGGGGUGCCGCUAGAGCAAGGCACUUUCGAUAGACUUACCGCAUCAGAUGGCUACAUCGCCUCUCUUUACAGCGGCUCGGAGAGCAAUCAGAUACUAUCGCCUACAAUGCAAAAGAGGAAAACAAUAUGCACGGGGAAUCACAUUCAAGCAAAAGACCGCGCUAUUUAUGGGUAUUAUUAUAAGGCUAUUGGAGCCAUGCACUCUUCAAUAUUUGCAAUGACAGCCGUUGCUUUCGGCGUUUUCUUGAAAAUUCCAGAUGUCUGGGUUACAUUAUGGUCUAACGCAAAAGCUAAAACACCAAACCAGCGGACCGCAUAUUGGCUUGGAAUAUACUCGAUGUUUCAAAUACUCGCUAUCGUAUCCUUGGCGACUUCUAUUUGGCACUUAAUGUCCAGGUUUACUACCAGCUCGGGGAAAAGACUACAUACAUACUUGCUAAACUCUGUACUAGGGUCACCUUUCUCAUUCAUUAGUGCUGUCGAAGUUGGCGUGCUAAUAAACAGAUUCAGUCAAGAUAUGUUGUUAGUCGAUAAUACUUUACCUUAUGAUCUGUUUAAUACCGCUAUAGAGAUGGUAACCUGCAUCGUACAACUUGCGAUCAUGGCAAUCUCCAGCGUCUACAUUAUCGCCAUUUACCCACUCAUACUUUUAUUACUUUACUUUCUCCAAAGAUUUUAUCUCCGUACAUCGAAACAACUUCGAGUGAUGGAACUAGAGGCCAAAUCACCUUUAUACGAGCAAUUUCUGGAAACAAUAAGUGGAAUAUGUUCUGUUCGGGCGUUUUCCUACCAAUGGGCCUUCCGAACCCAGAAUGACCAGUUACUUGAUGACUCACAACGACCACUGUAUACCUUGUGGGCUCUGCAAGCGUGGCUAGGCGUUGUUCUAGAUUUGACAGUCGCAAGUUUGGCUCUUAUUGUUGUUGGACUUGCUAUCGGCCUAAGGGACAAGGUGCAAUCCGCAUCCAUUGGAGUUGCGCUGCUUAACUUGACGAGUUUGGGGGAGACGAUAAAAAAUGUGCUUACGGAGUGGACAUCUCUCGAGAAUUCCAUGGGGGCAAUAUCAAGGCUUGAAAGCUUUAAUCGAGAAACCCCUUCCGAAAAUCUCGCCAGUGAGGUUCAACAGCCUCCAGCUAACUGGCCGAGUGUGGGACGCGUCGAGUUCAAAGCCGUGAAAGCCUCUUACAGGCAGGAUUUUACCUUGGCUCUAGACGACAUUUCACUAUCAAUUGAAGCAGGUCAAAAGAUUGCAGUUUGCGGUCCAAGUGGCAGUGGCAAGUCAUCCAUCGUUGUCGCCCUUCUAGGGAUGCUUGAGCUUUCUCACGGCAGCAUAAGUAUUGAUGGCGUCGAUCUGUCCACAUUUUCCCGUCACGAAAUCCGCUCACGUCUCAGCUCUGUGACGCAAGAGCCGUGUUAUUUUCCUGGCACAUUUCGCCUUAAUUUAGAUCCAGCAAACUCCAUCUCAGAAGAAAGAGUCAGCACAAUUCUACACAAAUUAGAAUUGUGGACAAAAAUCCAACAAGAAGGCGGGUUAGAUGCACAGCUUUGUUUUGAUGCCUUUUCCCACGGGCAGAAACAGCUGUUUUGUCUAGCUAGAGCAAUUUUGAAAACCUCAAAGAUUUUAAUCCUUGACGAGGCUACAAGCAGCGUCGAUAAAGAGACUGCUGAAACGAUGGAACGUGUGAUUGCCGAGGAAUGCCAGGAACGCACAAUCAUCGCAGUUAUUCAUCGACUUGAAUCCAUCAAAUACUAUGAUAGGAUCAUUAAUCUAGACAACGGAAAACUAAUAGCUGAAGGUACAUAG
Messenger RNA from Trichoderma harzianum CBS 226.95, 4206 nucleotides. RefSeq lists its product as hypothetical. Gene Ontology annotation, molecular function: ATP hydrolysis activity; ATP binding; ABC-type transporter activity. Gene Ontology annotation, cellular component: membrane. NCBI's taxonomy places the organism in Eukaryota, Fungi, Ascomycota, Sordariomycetes, Hypocreales, Hypocreaceae. The record is from RefSeq and is a predicted model, not a curated record. The transcript is spliced from 18 exons. Bases 1 to 4206 code for a protein of 1401 amino acids. Gene Ontology annotation, biological process: transmembrane transport.